This is a messenger RNA of Phascolarctos cinereus (koala), 5167 nucleotides long. It is a transcript of the gene ABTB3, whose product is annotated as ankyrin repeat and BTB domain containing 3. Gene Ontology annotation, molecular function: protein heterodimerization activity. The record is from RefSeq and is a predicted model, not a curated record. NCBI's taxonomy places the organism in Eukaryota, Metazoa, Chordata, Mammalia, Diprotodontia, Phascolarctidae.
AGGGUGGCUGGCUGCUGCUGCCGCUGCUGCUUUCCCCGCUCCUGUGCAGUGCGGAGCUCGGGCUGCGAGACUGCGCGGGGCGGGCAGGCAGGCGGGCCGGCCGGAGGUGCUGCAGCGGCGGCCGUGGCGUCUGGCUGCUGCUGCUGUCGUCGUCUGUUUGGGGCCGCCGCCUGGCUUCCCGUGGCUGAGCCGGCUGAGUCGAGCCCGGUCUCGGGCCCAAGAAGGAACGCGCAAAAGACUUUUCGUUUUCUUUCUUCUUUCGGUUUUUUUUUUUUGGAAGCUAGGAAGUAACUGCGUGUGAUUCGCACCCCCCACCCCCCAACCCGGGCUGCUCUCAUACGCCUCUGAUCUCGCUUUGGCUCCGGUGCCGCGGAAGAUGACUGGGGGGUCUUCUCUACGUGCGCAAAAGGAGGCGGCGGCCCAGGAAAGCGGAAAGUAGUAACACUUGGUUAGUUCUGCAGCGGGGGAAAAGUGAGCCUCAGCGGCGGCGGCGGCUGCGGGCCGGGCUUCCCUGCCUACCCCCACCCCCUUCUCGCGCUCUUGCUGCCCUCCUCACGCGCUGCCUUUCUUUUUCUGGCUCCCCCUGCCCUGGUUGGUUUCUCGUCGGAGCAGCAUGAAGUGCAGCCGCGAUGGCCAGCAGAGGUAAGAGCGUGGUCAGGACGCUGGAAGAUCUGACCCUGGACUCGGGUUAUGGUGGCGCGGCGGACUCGGUCCGCUCCUCCAACUUGUCGUUGUGCUGCUCCGAUUCACACCCGGCGUCGUCCUCGUACCCUUAUGGAGGGAGCUGCUGGCCACAUCUAGCUGACUCCAUGCACAGCAGACACAACAGCUUUGACACUGUCAACACUGCCCUGGUGGAAGACUCCGAGGCGCUGGACUGCGCGGGCCAGCACUGCUCCAGGCUGCUGCCCGACCUCGAGGACGUGCCUUGGACCCUGCCCGAGCUGGAGGCGCUGCUGCUGCUGCGCCCCCGGGAGCCGCGGGCCGGCUUGGCGUCCGCCUGCCUUCCGGCGCCCGCGGCGGGCCCGGGCCUGCCCAAGGAUGCCCUGGCCCGCCUCUCCGCGCUGGUGAGCCGGGCGCUGGUGCGGAUCGCUAAGGAGGCGCAGCGGCUGAGCCUGCGCUUCGCCAAGUGCACCAAGCACGAGGUCCAGAGCGCCAUGGAGAUUGUGCUGUCCUGGAGCCUGGCGGCGCACUGCACCGCCGCCGCGCUCGCCGCGCUCUCCCUCUAUAACAUGAGCAGCGCCGGCGGCGACCGCUUCGGCCGCGGCAAGUCGGCCCGCUGCGGGCUCACCUUCUCCGUGGGCAAGGUGUACCGCUGGAUGGUGGACAGCCGCGUGGCGCUGCGCAUCCACGAGCACGCAGCCAUCUACCUGACCGCCUGCAUGGAGAGCCUCUUCCGGGACAUCUACGGCCGGGUGCUGGCCGCCGGGCCGCUGCAGCCCCCCCUGGCCCUGGCCCCUGGCCCGGCCCCGGCCCAGCCACCGCCGCCGCCGCCGCCACCCGGGGCGCUGCCCCCGCCGCCACCGCCCCCUCCCCCUUCCCCGCUGCCCCCGCUGCCCCCGCUGCCGCCCCGCGUUCCGGCGGAGCGGGAGCGGGAGCGGGAGGCCGGAGCAGGAGCGGGGACCGGGCCCGGGCCAGGGGCGGGAGGGGGCUGCAGUGCUGGGAGCAGCACUAGCGGGGGCAGCAGCAGCUGCUGCGCGCCCCCCGCAGCUGGCGCCACUGCCCAGGCGGCCGCAGCCGCGGCCGCCGCCGGCCACCACCACAUCCACCACCAUCACCACCACCACUACCACCAGCCGCAGCACCACCACCAUGCCCCCCCGGAGCCUCCCAAGUUCACCGUGGAAUCCCUGGAGCAGACAGUCAACAACGACUCGGAGCUCUGGGGGCUACUGCAGCCCUACCAGCAUCUCAUCUGCGGGAAGAAUGCCCACGGUGUUCUCUGCCUGCCAGACAGCCUGACCCUUCACCGAGACCCCCAGAGGCCAAGCAAGCCCGGAGAGUUGCCCAUGUUCAGCCAGUCAGAGCUAAGGACCAUCGAGCAAUCCCUGCUGGCCACGCGUGUGGGCAGCAUUGCAGAGCUGAGUGACCUGGUAUCCAGAGCAAUGCAUCACCUGCAGCCCCUCCAUGCCAAGCAGCACGGCAAUGGGACACCCAUGCACCACAAGCAGGGCGCACUGUACUGGGAGCCCGAGGCACUGUACACCCUCUGCUAUUUCAUGCACUGCCCCCAGAUGGAGUGGGAGAACCCCAAUGUGGAACCGUCCAAAGUCACCCUCCAGAUUGAAAGGCCCUUCCUUGUGCUGCCCCCUCUGAUGGAAUGGAUCCGGGUAGCUGUGGCUCACGCUAGUCACCGACGCAGCUUCUCCAUGGACAGUGACGACGUCCGCCAGGCCGCCAGGCUCCUGCUGCCAGGCGUGGACUGUGAACCCCGACAGCUCAAGGCCGAUGACUGUUUCUGUGCCUCCCGGAAACUGGACGCUGUGGCCACCGAGGCGAAAUUCAAGCAGGACCUGGGCUUCCGGAUGCUGAAUUGUGGGCGGACGGACCUUGUAAAGCAGGCUGCAUCUCUGCUGGGACCCGAUGGAAUCAACACGAUGAGUGAGCAGGGCAUGACCCCCCUGAUGUACGCCUGUGUCCGAGGGGACGAAGCCAUGGUACAGAUGUUACUGGAUGCCGGAGCUGACCUGAAUGUGGAGGUAAUCAGUACUCCUCAUAAAUAUCCAUCCGUCCACCCUGAGACCCGCCACUGGACAGCUCUGACAUUUGCUGUGUUGCAUGGACAUAUUCCUGUAGUUCAGCUCUUGCUAGAUGCUGGGGCCAAAGUAGAAGGCUCUUUAGACCACGGGGAGGAGAACUAUUCGGAAACACCUUUGCAGCUGGCUGCCGCCGUAGGAAAUUUUGAACUGGUUAGUUUGCUGUUGGAGCGAGGAGCCGAUCCAAUGAUAGGAACAAUGUACAGGAAUGGCAUUUCUCCAACCUCACAGGGCGAUAUGAAUUCUUUCAGCCAGGCUGCAGCCCACGGACACAGGAAUGUGUUCCGCAAACUUCUUGCUCAGCCAGAGAAGGAGAAGAAUGACGUCCUAUCCCUGGAGGAGAUUUUGGCCGAGGGCACUGACUUGGCGGAGACAGCCCCGCCCCCCCUGUGCGCCAGCCGCAACAGCAAGGCCAAACUGAAGGCCCUAAAAGAGGCCAUGUAUCACAGCGCUGAACAUGGCUACGUGGAUGUCACAAUUGACAUAAGGAGCAUAGGAGUGCCGUGGACUUUGCAUACGUGGCUGGAGUCUUUGAGGGUCUCUUUCCAGCAGCAUCGGAGGCCAUUGAUCCAGUGUUUAUUAAAAGAGUUUAAAUCUAUCCAAGAAGAGGAGUACACAGAGGAGCUCAUUACCCAAGGCCUGCCACUGAUGUUUGAGAUCCUGAAGGCAAGCAAGAAUGAAGUGAUCAGUCAACAGCUGUGUGUCAUCUUCACUCACUGUUACGGACCUUAUCCCAUCCCCAAACUGGUGGAGAUAAAGCGUAAGCAGACAUCUCGUCUAGAUCCUCACUUUCUCAACAAUAAAGAGAUGUCUGAUGUUACCUUCCUGGUGGAGGGGAGACCAUUUUAUGCACACAAAGUAUUGUUGUUUACUGCAUCUCCCAGAUUCAAGGCACUCCUGUCCACCAAACCAACAAAUGACAGCACAUGCAUUGAGAUCAAUUAUGUGAAAUACCCCAUCUUCCAGCUGGUCAUGCAGUAUCUUUACUACGGUGGUCCAGAGUCACUUCUUAUUAAGAACAAUGAAAUAAUGGAGCUUCUGUCUGCUGCCAAGUUUUUCCAGCUCGAAGCUUUGCAGAGGCAUUGUGAGAUCAUCUGUGCAAAAGGGAUCAACGCAGACAACUGUGUGGAUAUAUACAACCAUGCCAAGUUCCUGGGCGUCACGGAGCUCUCCACCUACUGCGAAGGCUACUUCCUUAAGAACAUGAUGGUGCUCAUUGAGAAUGAGGCCUUCAAGCAGCUUUUGUACGAUAAGAACGGAGACGCGGGUCAGGAUGUGCUCCAGGACUUGCAGAGGACGUUGGCAAUCAGGAUACAAUCCAUUCACUUAUCCUCUUCCAAAGGCUCUAUUGUAUAAACCCCCGAGACAAGAGGGCACUCCAGUGGGACCUCACAAGUUCUCUGGCUGCGUCAGCUUCCAACAAAUAUACACAAUUCCAACCGGCACGUUCUUGUCUGGACCCAGGAGCUGUCUCUGCUGCCCUGGCUCCUCCUGGCUCAGUGACUGUGUACAGGUCACGUACAUUCCUGACCCCAAGGAGAUCCUGCUGAUCACCGAGUAGUGACUGGGUCCUGCUUUGGAAAUCCAGUGAGGGGACCACAGAGCUGUGACCCCACCUUGAGCAUCCCUUGAAGCACGCCCAUUGGUGCUGGGGACCACAGAUGGAAAGACACCCAGCUAGCGAUGGUUGGGCCUCCCAAUGCCAGAAGGAGCACGGUCCAGUACCCACCCCUAAGAGCAUCCCUGUAUGCGCUUCAGAGACUGGUGGUUGCAGGGUUAGAGGGAUUCCAUCAUGCCUAAGAAAUGGUUGCUGCAAUUGUUAGGAACAGUCUUGGCAAAUUUUUAGGGGUGGGGACUUUUUAAAAAAUAUGUUCAUAAAAAAACAAAUGAGGUAGCCUUGCAGUUUAAAAAUAUAUUUCUAAAAAGCUUAAAAGUUCCUUUUCAACAGCAUUGUGUAUAAGGAUCCAAGUUUGGGAUUUUUCCUUUUUUUUUUUUAAAGGUCAAAGGUACUCCCCUGUGUCAGUGCAAAAGACGAGAUUUCCACCGGUGUUGUUCAUCACCUGGUUUAAUCUUGCCUCGCCAACCACAGUGACACACAAGAGGCACACUGCCAACAAUCGCCUCCAGUUCCGCCACUGAAGAAACAAUCCUGCAUGCUAAUUGUUAUUUGGGGUCCAAACAAAGGAGCAACUUUUCCUCCUGCCCGCCAAAGCCUUUGCAUGGGGCUGGCCCUGGGCCACAUGAUAUCCACGCUAUGUAGUUGCCAAGGAUUCCACGGGACCAUGUCAUCUCUCGCUCCACCGCCAUUUUGUGAAGCCAGUGCUGCCCGUUUCCUUUCCUGGUGGAGCAUCAUAAUGCAGUGGCUCCCAUGGGAUCACAUUGGUAGAAACUGCAUUUUGAGGGAGGCCAAG